This is a messenger RNA of Arctia plantaginis, 1941 nucleotides long. NCBI's taxonomy places the organism in Eukaryota, Metazoa, Arthropoda, Insecta, Lepidoptera, Erebidae. The record is from the annotation of a GenBank genome assembly.
AUGGAAGUAGAUCGUAUUUUAUAUAUUUUCGGCAGUUUCACGCGGAAGAAACAGGAUAAAAGGAAGUCUUUGGAACAACUUUCUUUGAGUGCUGGCAGCAGUCCUCUUCAUGGAAAAGCUUCUAGCCGUCCUCAAAGCCAGAAUCUGACCAUCGCACCUAGAACUUCGGCGUACAAUGAGGGUAAAAAGAGUAAAGCGAAGGAAUGGGACUGCGCGAUUUGUAAGAAGGAGCUUGUGGAACCUAGACUUCUUAGCUGUCUACACAACUUCUGUACCAGAUGCCUUCAAAGUCUGCAUCGGGAGGGGGAAGCGGAGAUGUGGAACGAAGUGGACGGUUCCAUCCAGUUAGACCCAGGAGGAUCCCGAUCCGGGUCAGGCAUUGGGUCCGCAGGUUCUGGAUACGAGACCGACCUGCGUCACUCAGGGUCAGAAGGUUCUUGGGAACAGAAACAACGCAAAUAUGGAAUAUAUUCUAGAAAGGUCUCAGGAAAAAGCACCAUGUUCCUUGUCUGCCCGACUUGCGGACACGAAACUCAGCUGCCCCUGGGAGGUGUAUCAGCUCUGCCUCUUAACUAUAUUCUUCUGAGAAAGAUGACGACUGCCCAAGACAGUGAUGGGGUCAACGUUCUCUGUGACUUGUGCAGCGCUGACAAUAAGGCGGAAAGCCGCUGCAAUCAGUGCCUUGUAAGCAUUUGCACGUCAUGUGAAGAAACACACGGCAGACAGAAACCCACAGCCCGCCAUUCACUGCACCCCCUCGAUCCUCCCCCAGUGAAGUACUGCAGCCAGCAUCCGAAGGCUGAUCUGAGUGUAUACUGCGCUACUUGUCAACAGGUGGUGUGUCGUGACUGUUGUAUCAUAUCCCACACGGGGCACGCUCUCGCCAACGCGUCUCGUGCGGCGGCUGAACGCGCGCGUGUGCUAAAAGACGCGUGCGAACGAGCCAAGAUGGUGCCGGAAAACGUAGAGCGAGCAGCCCGGACACUCAGUGCACAGGCUUAUGAGACUGACUGCCAAGCGGCGCAGGUGGAGAGCUCGGUGCGGUCGUGGGGCGCGCAGUACCGACGCGCUGUGGAAGCGCACACUCGCGCACUGUGCGGCGCGGCGGCACGCGCCCGCGACCUGCAGCGCGCGCGCCUCGAGCAAGGCACGCGCGCGCUCGGGGACGCCGCGCGACACGCCGGGGACGCCGUGCACUUCGCUGAGGAGCUCCUGUCCGAAGGCAAAGAAGACGAACUUCUUAUGCUAAGCGGACCAGUACUUCGUCGCCUAGAACGUGUGACAGAGCUGGCACCGCUGACUGAAGCCCCUCAACUUGAGCUGCGAUUUGCGCCUCGGGCUCCUUCUACUCACGACCCCACGAUAUUCGGCAGACUAGUUGCUCAAACCACUGACCCUGAGAUGUGCGUGUUGAAUACAGAAGGUCUACAAGAUCUUCGAGUAGACGUUGAACAUGAGGUGACACUGGAAUUACGUGACAAUAAUGGAGAAAAGAUAUGGUGUGGAGAUGAACAGGUGGCUGGUUACUUUCGCCGCCGCGAUUCGAGCGCUCGCCCGAGCUCAGCUCGCGUCACUUCAAGACCAGACGGAACUUAUACAUUGGCAGUUACUCCGAGAUCUCCUGGCGCCUACCUGUUGGCUGUGACUAUUAAUAACAAACCGAUAAAAGGCAGUCCGUUUACGUGCUGUGCGCGUGCGGGCGCCUCCCACUGGGGCGUGUACCACUGUUGUACUUUCUGUUCAUCGGGAGGCAAGAGGGAAGCGACUUGCGGCUGUGGAGCGCAAAUGCCUCAUGGAUACAAAGGUUGUGGCCACGGGCACGCGGGCUGGCCGGGCACGCGCCACUGGUCGUGCUGCGGCGCCACGCGGCGCGAGGCGGGCUGCGCGCGCCCCGCACCCCCGCAACGGCCCAACACGCAACUCUACCAGUUCUCUUUGUAA